Fusarium oxysporum Fo47 is the source of this 3540-nucleotide messenger RNA. RefSeq names its product calcium-transporting ATPase. Gene Ontology annotation, cellular component: membrane. Lineage: Eukaryota; Fungi; Ascomycota; Sordariomycetes; Hypocreales; Nectriaceae. The transcript is spliced from 3 exons. Gene Ontology annotation, molecular function: ATP hydrolysis activity; ATP binding; P-type calcium transporter activity. Bases 259 to 3165 code for a protein of 968 amino acids. Gene Ontology annotation, biological process: intracellular calcium ion homeostasis; calcium ion transmembrane transport. The record is from RefSeq and is a predicted model, not a curated record.
UGACAGGAUUGGAAACCGGUGAUUAGUUUAUUGCCUCCGUGUCUUUUAUCUUUCUCUCCUACACUUUCUUUUUCAUCCAGGUUCUAGUCUACGUGUUGUCAUUUUCUUUCUGACGUCUGCAUUACCCUCCUUUCCUUGCUUCAAGAUUAACGAGACCCUUUCUCUCUCUAUUUCGCAAAUCGUCUCGCUGUCAACUUCUCGGUAUACAAACUUGAUUCAGCUUCGUUCCGAGCGCUCGCGUUGCGCAUCGCCUUCACCAUGGAGAGCGCGUUCGCGAAACCAGUUGGCGAUGUCCUCGCCAACUUCAACGUCAACGAGGCUACAGGCUUGAGCGACUCUCAGGUCACCGAGCUACGCAACAAGCAUGGGCGCAACUCUAUUCCUGAGGAGCCUCCUACUCCUCUGUGGGAGCUUAUCCUAGAGCAAUUCAAGGACCAGCUAGUUCUUAUCCUUCUUGGUUCCGCCGCUGUCUCAUUCAUUCUGGCACUUUUCGACGACGAAGAAGGCUGGAGUGCUUUCGUCGACCCAGCUGUUAUUCUCACCAUUCUCAUUCUCAACGGUGUCGUCGGAGUCUCCCAGGAAAGCAGCGCCGAGAAGGCUAUCGCCGCCUUACAGGAAUACUCAGCCAACGAAGCGAAUGUGGUGCGAAAUGGUGGUCAUGUUUCACGAGUCAAGGCCGAAGAGCUAGUCCCCGGCGACAUCGUCACAGUCUCCAUUGGUGAUCGUAUUCCUGCCGAUUGUCGAGUUAUCUCUAUCGAAAGCAACAGUUUCUCUGUCGACCAGGCAGUUCUCACUGGAGAGAGCGAGAGCGUCGGCAAACGCGCCUCUACCGUUAUCGAAGACGAGAAAGCCGUUCUACAGGACCAGACCAACAUGUUGUUCUCCGGAACAACUGUUGUAACUGGUCGCGCUCGAGCUAUUGUUGUUCUCACAGGCCCUAACACCGCUAUCGGAGAUAUCCACGAAAGCAUUACUGCGCAGAUUUCGGAACCCACGCCCCUGAAGCAGAAGCUUAACGACUUCGGCGACAGUCUAGCCAAGGUUAUUACUGUCAUUUGCAUCCUGGUUUGGCUCAUCAACAUUCCCAACUUCAAUGAUCCUAGCCACGGCAACUGGACCAAGGGCGCCAUUUACUACCUCAAGAUUGCCGUCUCCCUUGGUGUUGCUGCGAUUCCUGAGGGUCUGGCCGUUGUUAUCACUACCUGCUUGGCUCUUGGAACGAGAAAGAUGGCUGCUAAGAACGCUGUCGUCCGAAGCCUCCCCUCUGUUGAGACCCUUGGGAGCUGCAGCGUCAUCUGCUCUGACAAGACUGGUACUCUGACCACCAACCAGAUGAGCGUUAGCAAGGUUCUACAUCUCAACGAGGACGGUAGUGGUCUAAACGAGCUCGAUGUUGAAGGCACUACCUUCGCACCCCGUGGAGCCAUCAAGUCGAACGGUGUUGUCGUUCAAGACCUCCCCAACUCUUCUGCUACUAUCCGCCAAAUGACACAGGUAGCUGCCAUUUGCAAUGACGCUCAGCUUGCCUAUGAUUCUCGAUCUGCCACUUUCUCCAGCAUUGGUGAACCAACUGAGGGUGCUCUUCGAGUCUUGGUUGAGAAGAUUGGACCUUGUGCCCCUACCGAUACCCGCCCUGAAGAUUGUGUUCAUUAUGCCAGCGCAGCCUACCAGAAGGAACUACCUCGCCUCGCUACGUACGAGUUCUCCCGGGAUCGCAAGAGCAUGUCUGUCUUGGUUGGUAAGGGUAAUGAUAAGAAACUCCUGGUCAAGGGCGCUCCUGAAUCCGUUAUCGAUCGCUGCACACAAACUCUCGUUGGCUCCAAUGGCAAGAAGGUUGCACUCACCAAGAAGAUUGCAGACCGCCUGAUGAGCGAGAUUGUACGAUAUGGCAACAACGGUCUUCGAGUCAUCGCUCUCGCCAGCAUCGACAAGGUGGCUGAGAAUCCACUUCUGCACACUGCUUCUUCUACCGAACAAUAUGCCCAGCUUGAACAGAACAUGACUUUCCUUGGCCUCGUCUGCAUGCUUGAUCCUCCCAGAGAGGAGGUUCCCGGCGCUGUACAGAAGUGCAAGGAUGCUGGUAUUCGUGUUAUCGUCAUCACUGGAGACAACCGCAACACCGCUGAAAGCAUUUGCCGCCAGAUUGGCGUUUUUGGUCAGCAUGAGGAUCUUACUGGAAAGAGUUACACCGGCCGCGAGUUUGACCAGUUGUCUCCUAGCGAGCAACUUGAAGCAGCUAAACGUGCCUCUCUGUUCUCCCGCGUUGAGCCCAGCCACAAAUCUCGACUGGUCGAUCUACUUCAAUCUCUUGGCGAGGUUGUUGCUAUGACUGGUGAUGGUGUCAACGAUGCCCCUGCUUUAAAGAAGGCCGAUAUCGGUGUUGCGAUGGGUUCAGGAACUGAUGUCUCUAAGCUGGCUGCCGACAUGGUUCUUGCUGACAGCAACUUUGCCACUAUUGAGGUAGCCAUUGAGGAGGGUCGUUCCAUUUACAACAACACUCAGCAAUUCAUCCGGUAUCUGAUCUCGUCCAACAUUGGUGAGGUAGUCUCGAUUUUCCUGACGGCUGCUCUUGGUAUGCCCGAGGCUCUCGUUCCAGUUCAACUUCUUUGGGUCAACCUCGUCACCGAUGGUCUGCCUGCCACCGCUCUGUCUUUCAACCCCCCCGACCACGACAUCAUGAAGCGUCGUCCUCGCAAGAGAGAUGAAGCUCUGAUUGGCGGAUGGCUCUUCUUCCGUUAUCUCGUCAUCGGUACCUAUGUUGGUCUCGCUACGGUUGCUGGCUAUGCUUGGUGGUUCAUGUAUAACCCUGAGGGUCCCCAGAUCACUUUCCGCCAACUCACUCGCUUCCACCACUGCUCAGCUGACUUCCCUGAAAUUGGCUGCUCUAUGUUCUCCAACGACAUGGCCAAGGCAGCUUCAACGGUCUCCUUGUCUAUCCUGGUUGUGAUUGAGAUGUUCAACGCCAUCAACGCGCUGUCAUCCAGCGAGUCUCUCCUCACUUUGCCUCUUUGGAAGAACAUGAUGCUCGUUUAUGCCAUCGCUCUGUCCAUGGCUUUGCAUUUUGCCCUCGUCUAUAUUCCCUUCCUUCAAGGCCUGUUCUCCAUCGUGCCUCUGAACGUUCUGGAAUGGAAGGCAGUUGUUGCCAUCAGUGCUCCUGUUGUGUAAGUUCAACUUGCUGCCUACUUACUUUAUUGUCAACUAACUCGAUACAGACUUCUCGACGAGAUACUCAAGGCUAUUGAGCGACAGUUCUUCAUGCAGACAACAACUGACAUUUCCCUUAAGACAAAGAAGGAACAAUAGAACGGUGUGGAUAGAGAGAUCGGCGAUGAAGACCUGGCGAAAUGUCAGCAUUGACUAGAAUCUACAUGUAUCAUAUUCUGGCCAGUUCAGAGAGCUGCGAUUAGACCUAGAUGGCCACAUUGGCCUCCGAUAUAACGAGAUCCAAAUUUCUGCUUUCAUGCCAUUCAGUAAACGAAGAAAAAAGUAUAUAAGCAAGCAUGCAACUCAUCGGACAAGGGCCAUGAGCAUUGUUGAUUC